Messenger RNA from Magnusiomyces paraingens, 4293 nucleotides. RefSeq lists its product as uncharacterized. Lineage: Eukaryota; Fungi; Ascomycota; Dipodascomycetes; Dipodascales; Dipodascaceae. The transcript has a single exon. The coding region runs from base 1 to 4293 and encodes 1430 amino acids. The record is from RefSeq and is a predicted model, not a curated record.
AUGAAGUCAUUUUCAAAACUUUUUAAAUCACGAAGCUCAUUUUUAUCUAACUCCACAUCACCUCCUUUAAACUCAUCUUCGUCUGACAUUUCGGAAUCUGAUUCUGCCAGUCAUGUAAUUUUUGUUCCUCAACCCCAACAUGAGAAUGAUUACCAUGAUGUUUUUAGUCAUCCGCCAAAAAUUAUCGUUAGUGUCGAAGAAAUACCUCUUUCUUCACCUUUAUCUCAGCCAAGUCACUGUUUAAAUAAAUCAGAAUUAGAUUUUGCUAGAAAAAGACAUCGAGCUAGUUCUUCUUCAAAUGAAACUAAUAUUUCUCGCCGAAAAUCUAUUUUGUCGAGGAUACUGUCCCGUAAACGCUCAAAAUACAAUAAUCAAGGGGUUUCAGAUUUACUUAUUCCCAUCACACCUGCCACAGUUGGAGCAGAAAACAUUAUCGCUCAUGUUGAUUCUUCCCUUGUAGGAAACACACACCACCACAAAAGAAGUCUUUCGCUGUGUCGUGUGUUUUCGUUUAACAGUAAAAAAAAUUUAAAACGCAACAGUGUUAUCAAUACCAAUCUUAAUACCAAUAACAAUAACAAUUCCAAUAAACGUAAUAAACGUGUCAGUAUUUUUUCCUUUUCUUCAGAUAUUGAAAGUCUUGCUUUAAACACUUCUCAGGAUUCUGAUGAUGGAAUCAACUCAUCAGCUACUGAUCCUCCUUCUUUAAUACCUAACAGCCCAGUUCCUAUGUUGGAGUAUCAACGUCGAGAAAUUAUUAUGCCAUCUAAAGAAGAGCAACAAAAAUAUGCCGCGCGUUUACGAGAAAUCACAGUAGGUCCACAAAAGAUGCUUUGCGAUGGAAUUUCUCCAGCUGCUUUGGAAUCAACACAAAGUAUACCACAAAAACAAAAUAGUAAUUCGCCAUUUUUAUUAAGGCCCAACAUAGUGGAUUCUUUAAUUCUUGAACCUUGCACUGAUGAAGAUAUUUUAAAGUCUAUUGAAAGCGUGGUUAAAGUGCAAACAGAUUAUGACAAGAAGUCUGAUUCUUUGGAACAAGGUAGCAAUAAAGAAGAACCAUUAAACUUUUUACCUAGUAAGAUGCAUCAACCCCCUAGCCACUCCGAAGAUUUACAAUCCUACAGAGAGAAUCCAGCAGCUGCUUGUCAACAAUACCAGUUAUGCGAUGAUAUGUGGGAGGUGUCGGGUGCUUCAGAUUUGGGUGAUACAGAAGACAACGGUGGGUUUGUUCGUCUUGAGCAAGCCAAGCGACCAACAUCCACCAAGGGGUCUCGAGCUGAAAUUAUUUUACCAGAUGGGGUUAGUAGCAUUUCGGAUGUUGAGGAAGGUGAAGCCAAUAGAACCAGACAUGUUGUUGAGGCACGUCCCAGGAGCAAGCUUUCACGAGUGAUUUCUUCUGCAAGCGGUUUUACUGAUGACUCGAAAGUUUAUGACGGUGACGUGGAAGAAGAUUUUGAUUAUGAUAAUGAUAAUGAUAAUGAUGACGAGGAAAGGGAGGAAAGAGAAAGAUUGUCAGCUGUUAGUAAUGUUGCAAUCUGCAAUCCAGACGAUGAUGGCUAUAAUAGUGAUACUUCUAGCAGUUUUGAAGACUAUGAAAGCUCUAGUUUUGAGGAAGAUAUUAUUCCUUGCGUUAAUUUUUUAGGGGAGUUUCAAGACAAUAAUAUUUUUGAAAAUGAUGACAAUACAUACAGCAAUGAUAACCUGGAUGCAAGUUCUUCUAUGAUUUUAUCUGAAGAUGAGUACUUUUCUGCUCAAUCUUCUUUUUCAUCUCUUGCUUUUUUUUCUAGUAAAAAGCUUGGAAAAAGAAGGAUGUUAGACAUUUUCAACAUUUGGGACUUGUCGUCUGAUAUUCAUCACCAAAUUUCCAAAUACUUGAUAGGACAUGAUCUCAUCAAUAUGGCACAAACUUGCAAUGCUCUGAGGCCAAUUUAUAGCCGGUUCUCUUGGACUAAUUGUAUUGUUGUUUCCGGGAACACACAAGGAAGAUAUUGCGGACCUGGAAGAACUCUUGAGAGUUUGAUUGAAGUAUCGUGCUAUUAUCGCCGUUAUUACUAUUUUAAACGCUAUGGCAACUUUUUCACAUCUCAAUUUGCCAAUCCUGAAUUUGUCAAUGCAAGAAAUGCUCGCUACAUUCCCUUUCGAGUUUUUUUAAACCCUGACCGAUACUCUUGGUUUUUCAGUAAACAUGUCAUUGCCAUUAAAUUUGAAUGCAUGUUUGCAUCUGUUUCUGAAGGCAAGGAAUGGAAUAAAAUUCGACAUUUUUCAGAUUUAUACAUUUACUAUCCUAAACUUCUGUACGUCAAGGUUGGCUACAAUGCGUUGUCUAAUCCUCCUCAGCCUGCUCAGCUCGAAACAUCUAGAGCAAUCGAGGGCAAUGAUGAAGAAAGACCGGGAUAUGCUGAAUCUGUGUUUUCUAUUUCUUCUGAUUUGUCGGAUUUUGCACAUGGGAAAAGUGGCGCUGCUUUAGUUUACUCUCUUUUAGAUGACGCAGAGGUUCAAGGAUUUACCACUUUAAUUCCAAGUUUUGAAGUUCAACUUGUUUUGGAAUCGCCUUACUACCUUAUCAACCUUCCUGGAAAAUUGGUUUUACGCACUCUUGAUGUUGAAUUUUUCUUUGACAUUGAUUCCAACAGCAUGUCUGCUGGUUAUGAUAUUUCGGAAUUUAAAAAUUUGGAAACCUUGAGGCUUAUUUUUAAAAGCAUCACCUACAAGGCCCAUUGGAUAUUCAUGGCACAAAUUUUGGAACUUCCACAUCUUCGUCGCCUAGUCACAUCCAUUAACCCCUUAUCCAAAUCUUUAGGAAAUGACCGUCUUUACAGUGUUAAUAAUUGGGUCAAUUUGCUGCGAAACUUGUCUUUAAUUUGUCCUGAAACAAAUGACCGUCUCUUUUUUAGAGGUCCUUCUGCUCUUGAUGAUAUUUCCAUUUCUGGUUCUUUUGAACCUAUAAAAGAGACAGAAAUUACCACUGUCCCUGGAAAACUAUUUUUCCCUCGUGUUACUGAAGUUGUUACGGAUUCUGUUGACAUUUUCAAUUACGCAAAAUUUGGACCCAAGCUAAAGUCUUUAAAGAUUUUAGACAAUUUUAGUCUUCCUAAUGACUAUUCUUCCCUUGUUUUCUUUUCUGAAUUAGCUUCUAACAUUUCGGAAAAUUUAACUUCUCUUUGUUUGCACUGUCUUGAAGGUACACGUUCUAUUACAGGGCUUAUUCCUUUAUUAAGCUCCCCUCUUGUGCAAAAUAUUAAGACACUAACUUUAAACAUUGACUUUCAAUAUGAUGUGUUUUCUACAUUCUCCCCUUAUUAUUCUUCUCGAGACGGCCCUGGGACUCAACCUUGUCUUCACAAAGAAAGUUGCCCUCUUUCUGGCCUUAACCUGAAUCAUACUCCUGACAAUAUUUAUGAUACCAAAUCAACUUUAGCACGAAUUUGUAACUUUUUGGAGUUUUUGUCGACUGAAAAUCUUAUUCCUUUGGUUGAAAGUUGCUAUGAGGAUGGCCAAAGAAUUGAUAUGAUUCGCGAAAAGUUUUACUCAGUUUAUGGCCCCAUGAUGGUUGAAAGGGAAAUUGACAAUUAUAAUCAAAUGAUUAGUUCAUUGUGCAUUAACCCGAUGGUUAAUAUUUAUAUGUGGAACAGGGAAUUUUUGUCACAACCUGUUGGCCCUUGUGAAUACCAUUUGUACAUGGCGUCUUUGUUUGAGUGCAUUUUUGAUUCUAUUGUCCACACUAUGUUUUCUCUUGAGUAUCUACGUAUAAAUGGUAUUUCUAAGCAUAUGGAGCGACCAAUUUGGAAGUAUGUUACCAAUUCUUUGCGUUUUCAAGAACAUUUUGGCUCUUAUUUAAAAGCUCCAUAUUCUUCUGAACUGGAUAGAGAGAAGGUUGAGCUUGACUAUCAUGCUCUCAAACAAUUGUUUAUCAAUCAAUCUGUUCCUCUUGGCUCACAAAACUGUUGCUCUUGUAUUUUGGAUCGAAACUAUGAAUUUGCUCACGAAGUUGCCCAAACUCUUCCUGCAAAUUAUACAACGGUUGUUUGUACUUCUCCCCCUAAGGAUAUCGCCAUUGUAUUGGACAUUGAAGCACGUCGGAAAGAUUUUUCGGUUGACUCCUUUUUUCUUUUUGAAGAUCCUGAGUUUUUACUUUAUUUGGAUAGGGCUGAUGAUACUGAUGAUGCGUCAACAAUAUUUCGAAGCUCUGUAUUUAGUGAUGGGGAUCCCAAUGAAUAUUACAGUUUUAAUGAUGAUGAAGAUGAUGAUGAUGACGAAAUUGAUACCAUGGACGUUGAAAGUUUGAUUUAUUAG